Hyalella azteca is the source of this 1557-nucleotide messenger RNA. RefSeq lists its product as uncharacterized. The record is from RefSeq and is a predicted model, not a curated record. Lineage: Eukaryota; Metazoa; Arthropoda; Malacostraca; Amphipoda; Hyalellidae. The transcript has 4 exons. The annotation marks the transcript as partial.
UGUAUCGUACUUCGCUGGGUACGAGAAGGCGUUGCAGGUCGCCAUCUCCAUCUGCAUCAUCGUCGCCAUCGUCCUGCUCUUCGUCUCGAUCUACAACGUCAGACACAGAGCGCGCGGUGGCGGCGAACUCUCGCCUUACCUGCUGCGUAUACUGCGCCGGCGCACCAACGAGGGGACCAGACAGUCCCCCCAGGGAGAUGUACCACCCCCCUAUGAUGACGUCAUCACCGAGGACCUGAAAGAGCUACCCAGCUACGAUGACGUCAUCGCCGGCAAAGAGGGCGUCGUGAACCACGGCUUCCAGCUGGAAGAAGAUGACCAAUGGAAUCCAUCCAGCCUAUCCGAUCCAGAACCCAAACCAGCUGUAAAUACAACGCAGAUCGCAAUGAAAGAUCUGGGAUCCUCAGUGGAUAAUGAUAACGGAAACCAAAGUGAUGUUGUUAUAGAAAUUAGUGCAAUGGCAGCCCCUGAAAGUAAUAAUCUAGAUAGCGGAACCAUGACAGAAAAAAUGUACGAGGAACUGAGCAGCAAGUCAGAUGAAGCUAUUCACUUGUCGGAGGCAAGUCAAGUAAAUGAAUGCUAUGAAAACAAGACUGACUAUGAGAUUAAAGGCGUUAAAAUCAGUGAGACAGAAGCUCGUGGAGAACUGGAUGAGAUAUCUAUCGUCAAUGAGCGAGCAAGACGAAAAAACGAUUUUGCCCAUCAGGACUAUGCAAAGACAAGAGGGCCAGAAAAACAAGAAGUUAGCCUACCUAAAAUUCGUAGUAGCGAAGUACAUUCCACUUGCAUUUCUGAACUCGGGGAUCCAAGCACUGGUGCAAUUCCUAAAACUCGCUUCAAUAAAAUCAAGGCAAAAGCAAGAGACAAAAGCAAACGAAGCGAAGAUGAAAUUACACCCGAAAUAAAACCCUCGAAAAAUUCAAGAAAUAAUUCACAACAAUGUGAAGGCAGUGAACAAUAUGAUUUCAAUGCAUCCGAAGCUUCGAAACCGAAAAACGCUCAAGUAAACGAAUUUUGUGCACAUCAUUCAGCUUUUGAGAGCUCAGACGACGACGCAAUAGCACCUAACGAGUGGGUGCGCAGAGAGAGAAGUGAACACACGGACACUGUAAUGCAGGAGAAUUCUAGUAACAGAGUAAAAAUGCCACCUGAAGAGACCUUAGGCAGAGAAACUAAGCUACAUGAGUAGAUAGAUUAGAAAAUUUUAAUUUCAUUGCAUAUACAUUACGAAAUUCGGGUACAGUUCAUGUACAAUUCUCACAUUAUUCAACUGUAAAUAACGUUGAACUCAUCGUUUUCAGAAGAUAAUGGGAAAAUAAUAAACAAAUAUUAGAAACUUGCAUUGUUUUGUUCUCAAUUUGAGAUGGAUGAUACAUUGUGUACAGAACUAAAUGUUAGCAAUGUAAUGUAAAUGCAAUAAGGGAAAACAAUCGUAGUACUUUAUCGGUACAUAUCAGCAAGACUAGUAUCUUAUUCACAUAUUAUUUCGGUAUAUUUAAUUAGCAUUUUUAGCUAUUUGUCAUCAUAUCUAUUCUAAAUAUUCGUUUAAAAUUUAUA